AUGGUUGCUUCUCACCUCAAGCUGGCCAUCGGCCUGACUGCAGCUUCGAAUGUUGUGGCAUUCUCCUCGAUUAGGAUCGCGCCUACUGUCGAGGCAGGCAAGGAGGUCGAGGUCUCUAUCGUUAACGACCUCGAGGACUCGGACUCUUUCGACGCUGGCUUCGAGAAGUUCCGUGUCUACCUCGCCACAACGCCUCCUGGCUGGGGCACCGGUCCGGCCUGUUACCUCGUCAACGCCACGGCCAUCGACGAAACGAGCGUGAAGGUGACAAUCCCGCCGUCCGUCGUUCCUCAUGGCAGCGACGUCAUGAUCUCCGUCAUGGAGUUCAAUGAGGACCCGAGCCUCGACGGUCCGUCUGGUUUCCAGUACAGCAACGAAUUCACUCUCAACGGUGGCAAAGGCGAAUGGAGCAAGCCUGAGCUCGAAGGAUUCAACAUCGGUGACUCGGACACCAUUCCCUGCGAAGCAUAUGCUUGCGCCAGGGAUUGUAUGGUCCAGUUUUAUCCCGACAACAAGGAGGACGAGUCCGCAUACAAGAAGACGUACGAGUGCACUGCCGAGUGCCCUGGCGUUGACUACCCUGCAUGGGACUCUCUCCCUGGUGUUGAUGAGGUGCCUUCGGACAAUGACGGCGAUGAUGAGGGCGAUGAUGAUGAAGAGACCGCUUCGAUAUCAGGUGCUACCUCGGGAACGGCAACUCCCAGCUCCGGGGCGGCUACGACGAUUCUCACUACAACUGGAGCUGAUGAGGCGAGCGCGUCGACAGAGACACCUAGCUCCGCCGGACGUCACACGGCGUCUCUCAUGCUGCUGGCUGGAAUCAUUGGAAUGUGCAGUCUUUUUUGA
Messenger RNA from Verticillium dahliae VdLs.17, 846 nucleotides. RefSeq lists its product as uncharacterized. Lineage: Eukaryota; Fungi; Ascomycota; Sordariomycetes; Glomerellales; Plectosphaerellaceae. The record is from RefSeq and is a predicted model, not a curated record. Bases 1 to 846 code for a protein of 281 amino acids. The transcript has a single exon.